Molecule: messenger RNA, 3264 nt
Organism: Belonocnema kinseyi
Lineage: Eukaryota; Metazoa; Arthropoda; Insecta; Hymenoptera; Cynipidae
Gene: Lsd-1
Exons: 13
Coding region: 57-2759 (900 amino acids)
Biological process (GO): positive regulation of triglyceride storage; lipid storage
Cellular component (GO): lipid droplet; cytosol
Source: RefSeq, a predicted model, not a curated record
UUAAGCGCCACUGCACAUUUUGCUCAUAUAUAAUCGAUGUGUCAUAGGUCAAACCGAUGAGAUACCGCCAGCAGCCUCCGAAGUGCAGUCGACGCCGUGUUUUCCAGCGAAACAUCGACUUCUGUCGUUAUUGUGAAAGUUUUUAUUACAUAAUCGAGACAACAGCAAAACUCCCAGACAUGACGCGAUCUAGCGUAAAACGAAGGCAUUCAGAUUUACCACAGUUUGAAUCCGUUGCGAGAAUCUCCAGUUUUCCGAUUGUAGAAAGUGGUAUUUACAUCGCUGGAAAUGUCUACGAUAUGAUUAAGCGCUCAAAUUCGCUGAUGUGUUGGAGUCUCGAUACUGCAGAACACUCUUUAGCACUGGCAACUGCUUCAGCCAAGCCUGCAAUUUUCGCCCUAAAUGGUCCAAUUGCAACUAUCGAUCACCUACUCUGCAAGGGCAUCGAUAUGGUAGAGCAAAGAGUACCAGCUGUUAAUCUUCCUCCUCAAAUCAUGUACUGGAACACGAGAGAAUACGUCAACAACAAAAUUGUGAGGCCAGUCUUAAAACGAGCAGACAGCGUAAAGCAGAUAAGCAGCCUGGCUGCAUAUGCAGCAGUAGAUACAUUAGAUGGAGCUCUUACUGUCGCUGAUGAAUAUAUCGAUCAUUAUUUACCAGGAGAUCCUGGUGAUAAAGUUGCUGAAGUGGAUGCGAAUCCCGUUGAAGAGACGAGUAAAACAGUUCGCACCAUCAAACAUGGUGCUCGUUUUUCCAGAAAAUUGCAGAGAAGGCUCACACGUCGCACAAUGGCAGAAGCCAAAGCUCUCAAAGAACAGGGAACAGAAUGCAUUGCUGUGCUUCUAUACGUAGCAGAACUCGUCGCAACUGAUCCUAAACUGGCUUACCAAAAGGCUAAGGAAUUGUGGGCGACACUUAGCUUGCCAGAACCAGAAAAUCAAGCCCGUCCAGCAACUUUGGAACAGUUUUUGGUUUUGCUUACACGGGAAUUAGCUCGUCGAAUCGUGCACUUGGUGAAUGCAACAGCGGUAAUCGCUUCGCGAUCACCUCGUUUUUUCGGUAGAUUGCUGGUGUCCAUUUCACACCAAAUGCUUUCUAUUGCUGAUGCUACUGUAAAGAUGACACCUGUGGUAGGAAAGCUCGAUAGUACUUUAUUCAAAAAGAAGGCUAUAGCUGUGCGCGAUGCUAUCGAUAGGCUUCACUCACCAACGAACGUACUAUUGGAGCAACUGGCAGCCUUCUUGGCAGGAAGACCCAAGGCCCCGAAAAUUACUCAUAAUCAAAAUCGUCAGCAAAAUCACAAUAAUCAUAGGGCAAUCUCGCCUAGUCCACCAGUCAACGGAAUCGAAUAUUCAAUAAUGACUGAGACACAACAACUUCCUCAAUUGGAAAUUUUCCAUCGUGUCCUUGAACUUCCAACUAUUGAGUUUGCUCUUUCAAAAUCAGCGAGCACGUAUUUUCGAGUGAAGGCUUCUUAUCAAUUAGUUAAUUGGGCUCUUUCAACUGCUGAGUCCUCCUUGACAAGUGCAACGAGACAGGCAGUACCAAUUGCAGCUCCUAUUGCUAAGAAAUUUGAAACCCCUAUUCACUUCUUUGACCACACACUCUGCCUCGGGCUUGAUAAAAUAGAAGAAAAAAUGCCUAUGGUUAAGGAACAGCCCGAACAGAUCCUGGAGAAUGCAUAUAUGCUUGCUCUGCAAACAAUGAGACCACCGGUUAUAGACCUAAUUAUAUCACAAGCUACAUCACUGAAGGAUAUCAGUUGGAAUAAGGUUAAUCAAAUCUUAAGUACGCACUAUGGAUCAAUGGCAGUCGAAGGUAUCGACAAUACAGCAGUGAUCGUCGACAAUCUUAUCGACAAAUAUUUUCCUCCUGUUGGAGAAGAAGAAAUUGUCGAAAGAAUGGCAUCAGAAGCCCAAAAACCAACGUCAUCUAUCGAGAAUGAAUCUCCUCAUUUUGGAUCACUAGAUCGAAUCAAAAACAUCCCCGUAAUCAGUUCUGCAAUUGAAAGAACUGGUUCGACUUACAGCUACUUGAAGGAUUCUAACUACUUGGUUAACUGGGCACUGAGUCACGCUGAAGCUGGUCUUCAUUAUGCUACUGCUGCAGCUGCACCAAUUGCCACACCUUUGGCGAAAAAAUUCGAAGGUCAAAUCAGCGCUGUCGAUCAAAAAUUAUGCCAGGGACUUGAUGCUGUUGAGAAGAAGGUACCUAUGGUCAAGCAACCACCACAACAGAUUUAUGAUGCUGCGAAAGAAGUUAUGAAUAGCACAUUGCAGCCAACAAUUGACAGACUAGUGUCUGCAAAACAAUCUGCAACUCAACAAGCUACUUCACUCAAAGACAUUAGCAUAAAUAAAGCUAAUGAAAUUCUCAGCACUCGUUAUGGAGCUUUGGCUGUUCAAAGCGUUGACAGCACGAGUGCUCUCGUCAACAAAUUGCUGGACCACUACUUCCCACCCGCUGAAGGCGAAGAUGCUCAACCAGCUCCAGUUUCAGCAGAGGAGAAUAAAGUUUUGCACGCUGUGCAAACUGUUGGACAACUCUCGUCAAAGACAGCAAAUCGAGUUUAUCAUUCUGUUGCGGCUCAGCUAAGAACUGUGAAAAAGGAAGAUGUGUCCACCUACAUUUCAAAUGUUGUCUCGAUUCUUCACCUCACGUACUUCCUGAAUGUUGAAAAAAAAGAUGAAGCAUCGAGUCCAAAAAAUGGUGCAUCUGAAAAAAGUGCAGAAAAAAGUCCAGAAAAAAAAGAUGAUUAAUAAUAAGAAAAACAAAAUUCACAGAUGAUUUCACUAUAAAUUAAACAUUUCUCUCUGAAAAGAUUAUUCUUGCCAGUAGUUCCCUUUCAUCAAAAAUCUUCCACUCGUGUAAAAAUGUCAAUUAUAUUAAUUAUUUGUUACUGCCACCAAACAAUACAAAAGAACUGAAAUUGGCUCAGAAUUCUGGUAGGAAGAUCUUUCCCAGUUGAGAAAAUUAUUGAACAUACAUACCAGGGAUAUUUUUACGUUUAAGUCAUAAGAAAGAUAUAUUUUAGUAGAAAUUUUACCUUACGAGUAUAUUUAUUAAAAACACUGAUUAAGCAAACAAAAAAUAUUUUUAUAAAAUUAUUGUACAUUCGAGGGUCGAGCUCUUUUCCUUUUUUCUUCUGAUUGUAACCACGAUAAAAUCGAAUUAGUUUUCUACGCUUGACAAAUUAUUUAUAAAUUUUAGUACAUGGGCUUUUGUAAGGAAACAUGUCUCAUAAUAAAUAUUUUCGUUACGUAA